Molecule: messenger RNA, 1550 nt
Organism: Phragmites australis (common reed)
Lineage: Eukaryota; Viridiplantae; Streptophyta; Magnoliopsida; Poales; Poaceae
Product: myb family transcription factor IPN2-like
Exons: 6
Coding region: 246-1253 (335 amino acids)
Molecular function (GO): DNA binding; DNA-binding transcription factor activity
Source: RefSeq, a predicted model, not a curated record
AAGAAACAAAGCAAGUAAAGUCUAAAGCAGAGAGAGAGAGCAUAUCAAAGGAAGAAGAGAGUAAUAGUAGUAACACUUCUACUGUACCCUCCUUGUUCUGCGUGCGAAGCGAACCCUAUUCCAUGUUCUUGAAUCUCGGCCUCCAGUCCUUGUAGCUGAUCAGAUCAGAAGGAAAAGAGAGGUUUACCUCAGGAAAUCUAGAGAGAGAAAGGUUUAAGAGGGAAAGAAAGGAGCUAGGAGAAUAAAUGUUCCCCUCCAAGAAGCCCAGCUCUGGUACUGCGGCCUCAAAUGAUCGGCCUAUGUGUGUGCAAGGCGACUCCGGCGGUCUCGUCCUCACCACCGACCCCAAGCCCCGCCUCCGGUGGACCGCCGAGCUCCAUGACCGCUUCGUCGACGCCGUCGCUCAGCUCGGAGGCCCGGACAAGGCAACUCCAAAGACUAUCAUGAGGGUUAUGGGAGUCAAGGGCCUCACCCUCUAUCACCUCAAGAGCCACCUUCAGAAAUUCAGGCUAGGGAAGCAGCACAAGGAGUUCGGUGAUCAUUCUGCAAUGGAGAUGCAACGGAACGUGGCCUCUUCUUCCGGCAUGAUGGGAAGAAGCGUGAACGAACGCAGCGUGAACAUGAAUGAAGCCUUAAGGAUCCAGAUGGAAGUCCAGAGAAGGUUUCAUGGGGAACUAGAGGUGCAAAAACACCUCCAGAUGAGGGUUGAAGCCCUGGGGAAGUACAUGCAGUCCAUCCUGGAUAAAGCAUACCAAGCUCUCGGGUCCAGCGAUUGCGCCACGUGGCCCACGGGGUACAAAUCUCUAGGCAGCCAAGCAGCCCUUGACAUUGGCAGUUCCAUGAGCUUCUCUUCCCUCCAGGACCUAAACUUCUACGGAGGAAGCCACAUGGACCAGCUGCUGCAACAAAUGGAGAGGCCAAUGGAUAGCUUCUUGACAUUGGGCGAGAGCUUCAGUGCGUCAGCAGGCAAGAAGGGCCCUAACCAUUGCAGCUCCAGUGGCAAGAGCUUGAUGAUGUGGGCCGGCGAAGAGCAGGCAAAGAGCGGCACCGAUCAUCCCCAGAUGGGGUCGUCCUCUACGAUGGAGGGCGUCACAUACGUCAUGGACCCGAUCACUGACCUGUAUGACGGUGUGAAACCGAUCAUGGCAGGCGACUCCAUGGGCAGUAAAGGUUUUGACGGUUCCAGUUCCAAGGUCGAGAUGAAGUCGCCUCCACAUCAAGCACCUGUAGGAAGUGAGAGGAUCCGUAUAUAGUCCAAUGGUUGGAGCUCAGGCAAAGAACUUGUCCUAUGGGUACGAAGGAUCAAGGUAUUUAAAGGUAUCAAAUUUGUUGUGAACCAGCAAAGUUUUGCUCUUGCAUGAUCACUAAGCAAUCGAAUCUUGAGCUGAUCGGAGUGUAGAGUAUAGCUAUGCAUGAUUGACUUCGAAGUCGAUUACAAAUUAUUAGGAAGAAUGAUCUUAAGAGGAUCGAUGCAUCAUAUAUAUGUUUGAUUGUGCCCUACCUGUUGUUUUCAAGAGGAUGGUUUAAGUAAUUUAGUUUAACAUAUCUUA